CACCGGUCGCCGCGGUCUCGCCACUCGCAGCGGCACCGAACACGCUCAGUCAUUCGCGACGGUUCCAACGGAUAGCAGCUUCCAGCUUCGAACGUGAGCAGCAGCAGCAGCAGUUAAAGGGACCCCCGAACGAGCUCAGCCGCAUCCCCUUUGGAGAACCGGUUUCUGUACCGCUUGUGAAGCUUUCGGAACGAUCAAGCGUGAUUCGGUUGAUCCCGCGUGUGCGUUUGUGUGUGCAUUUGUGUUAAACUACGGAUCAAACCAACCUUCCCGGGAAGAUGUUGAGACAAAGCUUGGCGCUGUUGAGCAUCUUUACUGUCGCAUGCUACGGACAGACGAAAGUGCCCGUCUACGUGUACUACGAGUCACUCUGCCCGGACAGUGCCAAGUUCGUGAACGAACAGUUGUACCCGGUGGCGAAGGCGUUCAAGGCGAACCUCGAGCUACACCUGGUACCGUUCGGAAAGUCGUCGUAUGAGACGCAGGGCUCGGAUGUGAUUUUCAAGUGCCAUCACGGCGAGAACGAAUGCUAUGGCAACAAGGUGCACGCCUGCGCCAUCCAGCACAUCCAGGGUAACUCGUUCCAGCCGAACAUCUCGCGCGAAGAUCUUACCCUCGAAUACGUCAACUGUCUGAUGGCCCGGGCCCAGCUGAAGGACGGUCAGUUCCCCACUAAAAUCUGUGCCGACGAAGUCAAGAUCGAGCAGUGGCAGACGAUCCAGGAGUGCGCCAACAGCACCGAAGGCAGCACACUGUUGAAGCAGCAUGGUGACGCGACCUACAAGAUUCAAAGACCCCUGGGCAGCGUACCGACCAUUGCUUUCAAACAGACCUACGACGGUGAGUUGCAGAAACUGUCGCUGAAUAGCUUCCGUCAGGCGCUUUGCAAAAACCUGAGUCCCCAGCCGAUUCAGUGUCUAGAUAGUCCUGGAUCUGCCUCGGCCAUCAGCAGCUCGAUCGGUGCGAUCGUCAGCGUGGUUGCCGUACUCGCGGCACGAAUGUUCUAGGUUUCCUUAGGUAGGCUGUGCAGGCCUAUAGGUACCACCGCAACAUCAACUUAAAGCACGCUCCAGCAGCUGGCAGCACACACCCAAACACACAAACAGAAUAAGCGAUCUCGAGUGUUUUACUGAAUCUCGCUUUCUAGGUCCUUCCGUCCGAAAGAUGUUUUAUUAGCUGUUUCAAUGAAGAUGUUUUAAUAAAGCGAAUCGUGGCGCUAA
Anopheles darlingi is the source of this 1220-nucleotide messenger RNA. RefSeq names its product GILT-like protein 1 (gene GILT1). The transcript has 3 exons. The coding region runs from base 279 to 1007 and encodes 242 amino acids. The record is from RefSeq and is a predicted model, not a curated record. Gene Ontology annotation, molecular function: oxidoreductase activity, acting on a sulfur group of donors, disulfide as acceptor. Lineage: Eukaryota; Metazoa; Arthropoda; Insecta; Diptera; Culicidae.